This is a messenger RNA of Onychostoma macrolepis, 6833 nucleotides long. It is a transcript of the gene nprl2, whose product is annotated as NPR2 like, GATOR1 complex subunit. Gene Ontology annotation, biological process: positive regulation of autophagy; cellular response to amino acid starvation; negative regulation of TORC1 signaling. Lineage: Eukaryota; Metazoa; Chordata; Actinopteri; Cypriniformes; Cyprinidae. The transcript has 11 exons. The coding region runs from base 115 to 1254 and encodes 379 amino acids. The record is from RefSeq and is a predicted model, not a curated record. Gene Ontology annotation, cellular component: vacuolar membrane; GATOR1 complex. Gene Ontology annotation, molecular function: GTPase activator activity.
CAAUGCACCAUGCCAACCGUCGUGAAAAAAAAGAGAAGAAGAAGGAGAAGAAAGCACUGAAGAAGAAAAAUAAUUAUAUCGCUCAACAUUAACGAGUUGGUAACGUUUUUGAACAUGGGUACAUACAGACGAAUAGAUUGUAUAUUUUUUAGUGAAUUUCAUCCAACUUUAGGACCAAAGAUCACAUAUCAGGUUCCUGAAGAAUAUAUUUCGAGGGAACUUUUUGAUACUGUGCAGGUGUACAUCAUCACCAAACCUGAACUGCAAAACAAGCUUAUAACAGUGACUGCCAUGGAGAAGAAACUAAUAGGUUGUCCAGUGUGCAUUGAGCAUAAGAAGUACAGCCGGAAUGCCUUGCUCUUCAAUUUGGGUUUAGUCUGUGAUGCCAGGACAAAAACAUGUGCUUUAGAACCUAUUGUCAAAAAACUGUCUGGCUACCUCACAACUCUGGAGCUUGAGAGUGGAUUCAUUUCAAAUGAGGAGAGUAAACAGAAGCUAUUGCCUAUCCUGUCCACACUUCUGGAGGAACUUAAUGUUACAGGAGCCUGCACCCUGCCUAUAGAUGACUCAAACACCAUCCACUUGAAGCUAAUUGAACAAAGGAAAGAUCCUCUGGUGGUUCAGGAGUAUGAUGUACCGGUAUUUACCAAGAAUAAGGACCACUUUAUAAAGUCACAAUGGGAUCUCACCACACAGCAGAUCUUACCAUUUGUAGAUGGGUAUCGACACAUUCAAAAGAUCUCAGCUGAGGCCGAUGUUGAGCUUAAUUUGGUUCGGAUUGCUGUUCAGAAUUUAUUGUAUUAUGAAGUGGUAACUCUGGUAUCCAUAUUCCAGUACUCAAAUGUUUACUGCACAACACCUAAAGUACAAAACUUAAUAGAUAAGAAGUGCCUUCAGGAAGAGUGUAUACAUUACGUCAGUAAGCUAGGCCAAAGGACAAAUCUCAGGGAUGUCUUCCAGUUGUACUGUGGUCUGACCCCAGGUACGACUGUACGUGACCUCUGUUCCCGCUAUUCUCACCAGUUACAGAGAGUGGAUGAAAGGAAGUUGAUUCAGUUUGGCUUGAUGAAAGGUUUGAUUCGGCGCCUACAGAAGUAUCCAGUCAAGGUUGUGAGAGAUGAGAGGAGUCGUCCGCCUAGACUUUAUACUGGCUGUCAUAGUUAUGAUGAAAUCUGUUGCAAAACUGGAAUGAGUUACAAGGAGUUGGAUGAGCGCUUGGAGAAUGACCCUAACAUUGUUGUUUGCUGGAAGUAAUGUUGCAGAGGCAGAAUUAUAUCUACAGACUAUUUCAGUGAAAGAAACAUGAGAGAAACAGAUCUGGUCCUACUGCUUUUGCAGUCUCAAGCUUUUUGUUCUGUACCUUUAUUUAUUGUAAACCAACUGCCCUUUAUGUAUAUUUGAAAGCAUUAUAGGUCAAAAUACGAAUACAAAAAUUGUAAAAAUACUGCAAUGAUUUAAGAUGCAUAAAUGCAAAAAUGACUAAUGUUUCUAAAUGAAAAGGUAGGUCACUGGGUUUGAAAUAAUUCAUUUAUGGGUGUAGUGUGGUCUUAUUUAAUAGUAUGUUUUACCACAGUUAAAAUAAAAAAUUUAACUGGGGGAGGACUGGACAAGAUCACCCUGUUGAUUUAAAAAUCCAUGACUUUUGAAGUACCUUGUACAAUUACGGUUAAAUUAGGCUUAGAAUUAACAAAAAUAAAUUUUUAGAAACUUAAAGCUUUUGCUUUUCUGUUCAUGUUUAAUCUGCAGUUGUACAAAUAUUUGAUAACAUCAUUGCUGUUAGCUCCAUUUCUGUCACAUCAGUUGCAUCAAAUAUCAUGGCUGUCCUAAAACAAUUUUAAAAAAUGUAUGGACAUGGCAGCGUUUGCACAAAUCUUCUGAGGAAAAAAGUCCCUUUAAAGGGGUGGUUUACUGUUUUUUUUCUAGGCUUGAUUAUGUUUAUGGGGUGCAGUCUAACGUGUUCAUGCUUCGUUUUUUUAAUGAUGAAUUAUUUUUCAUAUAAUUUACCUUUAUUCCACACCGCUCUGUCCAGUGUUGCCAACGCAUUUUCAGAGAAAGUUGCUAAAGGAAGGUCAAUUUGUUGCUAAAAGUUGCUAAAUAAAUUCUAAAUUGUUUUCGGGUUACAGGGUUACAAUGGAUAAUGUCCUGGAAAAUUACUAGUAGCCUAUCUUUUCCAUUUUUCUUACAGCGUACUAACUGAUCAACAAUCACAAGUACAAGCUACUAACAAAGUGUAGCCUAUUAUCAAUUAACAAUUAUUCAAUUAUUCAGUUAUUAUUAUUAUUAUUAUAUUGAAGAAAUGCAAAUAGCAGCUAAUUCACGUGAUGUGUGUACUGCUAGGCAUCUUUGGUUUUCUUUUUGUGUAAUUUGGAUGGAAAAUGUGUCUUUUUAUCGUCUGAGUCACUUAUCAAAGGCUGCUAAAAGUUGGCAAAUAAAUUUUUUAAAAAUUGCUAAAUUUGUUGCUAGGAAGAAAAGGUUGCUGGGGUAGUCUGAAAAGUUGCUAAAUUUAGCAACAAAAUUGCUAAGUUGGCAACACUGGCUCAGUCCCUUCUCUGACAAAGGCCUCCAUUAUUUCCUGUUUUUAUGAAGUCCCUCCCUCAGAAAAACGUGAUGGGCUCUGAUUGGUUAGCUGGUUCAGUGUGUCGUGAUUCAUUAAACCGCCGAGUGUGCGUCUAAAUGUCCCGCCCCUCAGCUCAGCGGCAUGUGCUCCGGUUAUAUUGUAAACAAUGGCGUCGUCUAUAUUGCUUAUCGAUUGAGACGCAGAUGAUAUUAGUGAAGAGGAUCGCGCAGAACCUGUGCAAGCACGGUUCUUAAUGGUAUGUUUGUUUGUUUGUUGUCUCAUACUUUUAGAUACUCUGUUAGGCUACUGCUUAUGUUAGCUUUUAUGGACAUUGGACAUUUACAUUUAGCAGACGCGACUUACAUUGCAUUCAAGUUACAGUUUUUUUUUUUAACAUUUUAUCAGCUCUUGCUUUCCCCGGGAACCGAACCCAUGAUCUUGGCGUUGCUAGCGCCAUGCUCUACUAUUUGAGCUACAGGAAAGCCUUUUAAUACACAGUUUUAUUCUGAUUAAAGCUUUAAUACAGUAUGGCAACCGCACACGCGUCCAUGUAUUAAGCUUCUCAUUGCCAUGUGAAAAUGUAUAACCUUAGACUGUUUCAUCGGGCGCACGCGCCUGUCCCUAAGUUAACUCCGGUCUGUGUUUGUUUAUAGGUCUGGCUACAAACGCAGUUAAAGUUAAAGUGAUGAGUAAUGAAGUUGGGCUGUGGGUUUUAUUUUCCAUACAGUUAUUUAUUUUUGGCGACCUGCCACGAUAUCAAAACUGACUGAUUUUCCAAAAGGCUUUGUUGAAUAAACACAUACUGCACGUUUAAAAAUCAAAACAAGGCGCUGGUGUUUUUAUAUCACUGUAUUUCUGAAGGAAGACUGUCUUUAGAAAAUGUUCGAUGUCAUUUUCAUUUAAUCUUGCAUGUUAUAUGCCAGGGGUGUGGACUCGAGUCACAUGACUCAAGACUUGACUCGGACUCGAGUCCCAAAUUUGAUGACUUGUGACUCGACUCGACAUAAUUAAAGAAGACUUGAGACUCGACUUAGACUUUGACAGCAAUGACUCGAGACUUGACUUGGACUUGAGCCCUGUGACUCGGAAAGACUUGAUCAGAUCAGCGUCGUUAUCACUCUAGACGGGUGCAGCGUGCUUGCGCUUGACUGGCAGUAAGCCAGAGACUGCGUUCAGGGAGCGCUUGAUAUACAGUAUAUGCUAGUAUAAAUUAAUGGAGUAAUAGCAUAACUUACAACAAAAGAACCGAGAUACGGAAAAAAAAGUAGUUGCUAUCUCCGCUCGUGAAAAGCGCUGCCCUGCCCGUUUGAUCGCCGCCCAGCAGACACACGGAGCGGGCAGGAGAAAGGAGAUCACUGGUGCUCGCCUCAUCAUCACCGUGACCGCUGCUGUGAAAUUCUGAACAUAUUCCUCACUAGGGCUGUCACGAUAACUACUUUUUGUUUUGCGAUAUAUUGCAUCAAAAUUAAUUGCGAUAAACGAUAUUAUUGUCAUUUUAAGGCAAUUUUAUUUCACUGAUUAUAUAAUUACAGUAUGACAAUAUAAUAGCAUAAUAAUGGAAGUACACUCUUUCAAAGAACAAAGAACAUUUUAUUCUUAAGAAUAUUUAGACAUUGGAACCGGAAUGUGAAAAAAAUAUAUGCUAAAUAAAUAAAACAAAUACCGACUCAUUCACGUUAAUUGGCUCUGAUCUCUCAUUCGGCGCCCUGUACACACCAAGCCGACGGUUGGCUGUCGGGCAGUUUCUGUUCAUCGGCCGACUAAAUUUUCUCAGUGUGUUCUGCGCCGUCGGCUGAAGUUGGUCCUCGUCGGCUUUUUCUCGGCCGAUUCGACAUGUUGAAUCGGCGUCGGAGCUCGUCGGGCAGUCGGGCCAUCUGAUCAUUCUGAUUGGCUGUUCAGCUGGCGAACCAGUGCGCGAGAAAGGCGCAGAACGGACGUGCUACUUGGCCAUCGGGUGUCGAGCAUGGGCAUGGUGCGUCAGGGCAACUUUGGACCCAGACGCUGCCGACGUGAGCCGACCCCGCAGUCUGCUUUCGUCGCCACUAGUUUGUCGGCGUCGGCUUGGUAUGUACCGGGCUGCCAAAAUGUUCCCACACCGGAGCUGAAGAUUGCGGCUGUGAAUCCAUUGGGACUUGUUCUUCCUAACUGGCUGUAGAUGUCACGAAACACUUAAUAACGCAGUGGGAUCACGCCUUCUCUUCACCUGUCGCUGUCCGCUCUGUGCGUGUGUGUGGAGGAGACGCUGCCGCCCCGCCUCCGCCACAGAGAUGACAGAGGCCGACUAAAAUAGCGAUCGACUAAAAUGUUGGUGAUAUUCAUUUUUAUGUAAAAAAAUUUUUUUUUAUAUAAUCAUUAUUUUUAAUUAUUAAAAAAAAGAUCAGUCGCAAUAUAUCGCGGCACCAAAAAUGAUCGCGCUCAUUUCCAUAUAUCGUGCGAUAAGUCGAUAUAUUGACUAUCGCGACAGGCCUAUUCCUCACUUCUUUUGUUUGUCCGAUGCCGAGGUGGACCAUGAGUGACGCCGGAUCCGCAUCCCGCCACGACCCCCCUUUUUGUUCAAUCAGUUGCAUAUUUUAAUGGCAUGUGCAUUUUAUUUUUCAUUUAAACCUCAGUUAAGUUUAAAGUUAAUCCAUAAUCAAGAUUGAAAUAUUACUUAAAUCCAGGAUCAAAAUGAUGGGUUAGAAUGUAAACCUGCUUAUUUUUAAAGGUUUAAAGUUUGGUGCAAAAUAAUUAUUAGAUAAACCUUGAUUUAAGCUAGGUUUAAAAUUAAUUAUUGCAAAAAAAUUAGCUAUAAUUUGAAGAAAAAAAAUAAAGGAGCAAUUGGCCUAAUGAUCAUUUUAAAAUAUAAUUUGAAGAAGUGUUCUUUCACAAAAUUAUUUGUGAAUUGUAGUCUAUAUAUAACUAUAAAAUAUACUAAAUUUUUCUCCCCCUUCACCAGGCACUCAUUUCACUUUUAUUUCUUUCAGGAUAAUUAAUUGAAUUCACGUGUUGUAAAUCAGUCUGUAGCCUAUAGCACAUAUAGCCCCUAAAUUUAGCGAUCAACUAUGCAUAUUAUAUACUUAACAUUUAACAUACAACAUUUUGUCUUUGUUACUCUUAGUUAUAAAGAAUGGUAGCACAGCAUUUUUGAAUGACUGUCUUCAUGAGUUUGUCUGCAUCCAUAUUGCAGGUUUCCUCUCACAUAAAUUAUGGUAGCAGUUAUUUCUUCUAGUUCUUUCAAAGCGGUUCUUUCUGAGUUUCUGCUCACAUGUUUUUAAAUCUGUUUCAUUGAGGUUCCAAAUAAUGGCUCAUUGGCUUAGAUAUAACAAACACCUAGCAUAUAUUCUUCUUAUGCACACAUGCAAAGUAUUUCUAAAAAAAAGUAUUUAUUUUCAUUUUAAUUACUUUUGAAGUAUUUCAUGUAAUUUCUAUGAAAUUAUGUUGUCUUAUAUUCUGUUACUAAUAAAAUAGUUUUGUUUUUUUUGUGUUUUUUUCCACUGCUUGUACUAUUUUGGCACAAUCCCUAAAUUGAACUUGAGUAGUUUUACUAAGGGCACCCAUCUCACAUGAAAUUAAACUAUGUAAAAACAUAUUCUACCCGACUUCCUGAUAUAAAUUACUAUAAAUUUGAUAUGGGAAUUAAUACUGAGACACUAAUUUGGGCAAAGAGCACUAAUGACUUGUUUAAGACUUGAAGUUAAAAGUUGAGGACUUGCAACUCGACUUGGACUUGCCUAUUUUGACUCGAGACUUGACUUGGGACUUGUCUGUCUUGACCCGGGACUUGACUCGAGACUUGAAUGCAAAGACUCGAGACUUACUUGUGACUUGCAAAACAAUGACUUGGUCCCACCUCUGUUAUAUGCUAUGAUUUAUCAUUUGGGUAGUUGUUUUGAGAGUUUGAUUUAUUAUUUGAUCUUUUUAGGCAUUUUAAGUUUGUUAGGAAAAAACGUCCAUAAUAUGCCUGAUAAAUCAGCGUUUGUGAGCUAAGCUCUGCUUUGUGUAUAGUGUUACCGGGGAAACCUCUCUUUCUCCCGCUUUAAAGCACCUCCUGCUGGUAGUGAAUGAAUUUGCAUUUUCAAUAAGUCCGUUACGCAGCAAAAAAUAUUUUGCUUAUCAAAAAUAAUCUACUCAAGAGGGACUCGAGCUGUUGAUUAGAUUUGGAAGUCUAUCAGAAGUUAAAUUAGGGCCACAAAAGCGCGCAUGCGCAGUAACGUUUGUUUAUGUUGCCCUUGAAACCGUGAACAGUCUGUCACACUAACUAACACACUAACUAACGUUAAAAAAGUGAAAUUGCAAU